GCAUUUAUUCAUAAAUAUUUUCGGUUUGUGUUGGAGAAGUACCAAAAAUGGGGGGACUCAUUUUUUGGUCCUCCCUAUUCCUUCUGGCUACGAGCCACAUAGAGGCUUGCUGCAGUGAGAAGGGAUUAUGUCUGCUUGAGACACUAAAAGAAUUGAAAGAAUGCAAGAAGGCAGCUUUGGCGUCGUUAUUCAAGCCGAAGAAGCUACUUUUAGAUCAAAUUUCAGAUGACUGUUUUGAUGCGCCGCCGACCAUUUUGUUGAUGCCGGCGAACGCGCCGCCACCACCAGCCUCACCGUUUCUCUUUGCUUCGGCCCCACCGCCGUGUUUACCUCCACCUCUUCUAUUGCCUCCACCGCCUCCGCCGUCAAUUGUUUUACCCGCGCCGCCCCCUUGUGCGGCUCUGCCACCACCUUUAUAUCUGCCGGCGCCGGCUCCUCCACCUCUUCUAUUGCCUCCCCCGCCUCCAUGUGCGCCUCCGCCAUUAGUCCUCCCUGCGCCGUGUCUUCCACCUCUAAUGCUGCCACCGCCGCCGCCCCCGUGCUUACUCCCACCGCCGGUACCACCGCCGCCGCAAGUUGUCUACGCGGCGCCCCCUCCCCCGCCGCCGCCGCAGCCGUUGUUGUUGCAGGCACCGCCACCUCCGCCUCCACAAUUCCUAAUGGCUUCACCACCGCCACCUCAACAGGUCUUGCUGCAAGCUCCUCGGCCGCCUCCACCGCAGAUAGUGUACCAGAAGCCUGCUGCGCCACCAGCUCCUUUACUGCUACAGGCACCGCCUCCUCAGUACGCGCUGCCGCCGGCUUGUCCGCCGCCACUCUUUCUCCCUGCUCCCGCGCCGCCGCCGAUGUACUUGUCAGCUCCACCGCCGCCACCGGCGUACUACCCCGCGCCGGCGCCGCCGUGCAGCUGCGCGCCGCCGCCGCAGCCCGUCCCCGUGAAGAGCUUCAUCGUGCCUCCGCCGAUUCCAUGCUCUCUCGAGCCCAAGCCGCUGCCGCCGUGCAAGUGCAAGUGCAAAUACUUUUAAUACUUUUUUAUAGUUUUAAUCAUAUUUAUUACAAUAAAUACAUUUUUCAUAAAUUUACAA
This is a messenger RNA of Cydia strobilella, 1085 nucleotides long. RefSeq lists its product as uncharacterized. Lineage: Eukaryota; Metazoa; Arthropoda; Insecta; Lepidoptera; Tortricidae. The record is from RefSeq and is a predicted model, not a curated record. Bases 48 to 1025 code for a protein of 325 amino acids. The transcript has 4 exons.